AUGCGAGGUCUUCUCAGUUUCGCAACAUUCCUUUUAAUGGGUGCGGUAUUCGCCGAGCUUUACAGCUUCCCGAAUGAGGUGGUCACUGGUGACGCCCCUGUCCGGUACGUCGCGGGCGACGUGGUCGAUGGUCCUAAGGUGAUGGCCCUGAAUGGCUCUUCCUACGACUGGUGGUACUUUGAUGCCGUGUCCACCACUAGCAACGCUUCCGUGGUCAUUGUCCUCUACCGCGCGACUCCCGGGGGUUUCCCUCUUGUCCUCAAGGGCUCUUCCUCAUCGGUGAAUUUGUUCAUCACAAUGGAUAACGGCACCAGUCAUUAUUUCCCCAUCGCCAACAGACCUGGUCGUUCCGGCGAAGUAGUCGUGUCCACUGAUGGCCAGGGUGCCUCAGGGGUAUGGGAAAGUACCGGAUUCAGCUUUUUCGGAUCCCCCGACCUCAGCCACUAUACGGUCCACAUUAAUUCACCCGCUCAUAGAUUCAACGGGACGCUAUCUUUGUCCGCGGCUGCUCCCGCCCACUAUCCCUGCGGUCUCAGUCGCCCAGGUGAGGACCUUCACAUCUCACCGCAUGUGGGAUGGGCAAAUGCCAUACCAGAUGCGAACGCAGUGGGCACGUUCCGGGUUAGGGGUUCUGAUAUCCAUUUCACGGGCGUUGGCUAUCAUGAUAAGAACUGGGGGGAUCAACGAUUCGACCAACACGUCCGCACUUGGUACUGGGGCCACGGCCGCCUGGGCCCUUACUCUUUGGUGUGGUUUGACACAGUUCAACUUGAUGGAAGCCGCUAUGUGAGUGCCUAUGUCGCCAGGGAUGGACGUGUCGUGCAGAGUUCCUGUGAUACCAGUGGAAUUCAGGUCCUUCCCAACAAGAGUGGAGCCAGUCUUUCAGGAAAUGGCAGCACUUUGUCUGGAUUUUCCAUCGCCAUGGAGUUGGAGGAAGGUUCCCUACGGGUGCAGGCGGAUAAUGUUGCUUCUAGUGCACAGAGCCCCGUAUAUUACCGGUGGCUUGGUAGCCUGUCUGGUGGCAUUGUCGGCAAAGCCCAAUACAAUGGCGUCGGUAUGUGGGAGGAGUUCGAUUUUACUGAGGCAUAG
Messenger RNA from Aspergillus tanneri, 1089 nucleotides. RefSeq lists its product as uncharacterized. NCBI's taxonomy places the organism in Eukaryota, Fungi, Ascomycota, Eurotiomycetes, Eurotiales, Aspergillaceae. Bases 1 to 1089 code for a protein of 362 amino acids. The transcript is spliced from 2 exons. The record is from RefSeq and is a predicted model, not a curated record.